This is a messenger RNA of Gadus chalcogrammus (walleye pollock), 3740 nucleotides long. RefSeq names its product anoctamin 2b (gene ano2b). The coding region runs from base 168 to 3284 and encodes 1038 amino acids. NCBI's taxonomy places the organism in Eukaryota, Metazoa, Chordata, Actinopteri, Gadiformes, Gadidae. The record is from RefSeq and is a predicted model, not a curated record. Gene Ontology annotation, biological process: chloride transmembrane transport. Gene Ontology annotation, molecular function: protein dimerization activity; chloride channel activity. Gene Ontology annotation, cellular component: plasma membrane. The transcript has 25 exons.
UUACAGCCGCUACUAUGAGCAGGAGACCUGGGAAGGACGGCCGGAGGAGACCCAGGCUGGCUCCAGGAUGCUGACGUUAACCGCUCCUACAGUCCCCGCUUCCGGUUUUAUGAAACGCAACUUUUUAUCGCGGUAUUAUCCGAUUCUUUAAGGAGAAACAAAUAAUUAUGCCGAACUCUCCGAACGACGACAAAAUCCCCGUGGUGGGCUCCAGCCCCGGGCUGGAGGGCCGCGGGGGGGGGACCGAGACCGGCCAGUACUUCACAGACGGCCGGCGGAAGGUGGACUACGUCCUGGUGUUCAACAAACGCCGGCACGCCGCACGGACCCCCACGGAGCCCCAGGACCGCCUGUCCACCAUCUCAAACGGCAACUUCCCCCCCCCUGCUGCUCCUCCUCCUCCUGCUCCCGCUGCUCCUGCCCCCGCCGCAGGAGCAGCGGGAGGUGGAGGAGGAGGAGGGGGGGGGGACGCGGUGUGUGUGGAGCUGGGAGUGGCGGGGGCGGAGGUGGAGGACUCGGCCAGCCGGGAGGUGGAGAUGAUCCGGGAGGAGUUCGAGGCUCACCUGGUGGAGGCGGGCCUGGAGAUCGAGAGGGACGCGGACAAGGAGGUGAAGAGCCACGGGCCGGGCUUCACCCGUCUCCACGCCCCCUGGCACGUCCUCAGCCGGGAAGCGGAGUUCCUCAAGAUCAAAGUGCCCACCAAGAAGAGCUACGACCUGAAGGAGGAGAGCGGUCUGAGCGCCAGCAUGUCGGCGCUGUGGGCCCGUCUGAACCAGCCCUUCCAGCCCAAGGUGCCCCUGCAGCAGAGAGGGCGCACCAAGCUGCUGUCCCACACCUUCACCCGGGACAAGUUGCACCUGUACGACAUCAAGUCCAAAGACACGUUCUUCGACAACGCAACGAGAGGUCGCAUCGUGUACGAGAUCCUGAGACGCACGGCUUGCGCACGGACCUGCCACACCAUGGGUAUCACCACAUUGAUAGCCAAAGGCGUGUACGAGGCUGCGUUCCCCCUGCACGAUGGUGACUACAAGGUCACAGGUCACACGGAGGAGAGGAAUGACAGACAGCUGCUUCAUGAGGAGUGGGCCAGAUACUCUGCCUUCUACAAAUACCAGCCUGUGGACCUCAUCAGGAAGUACUUUGGGGAGAAGAUCGGGCUGUACUUCGCCUGGCUCGGCGUGUACACGCAGCUGCUGAUCCCCGCCUCCAUCGUGGGCAUCAUCGUGUUCGGCUACGGGGUGGCGACCAUGGACACCAACGUGCCCAGCCUGGAGAUGUGUGACGAGCACCAGAACUUCACCAUGUGCCCGCUGUGUGACGGCGCGUGCGACUUCUGGCACCUCAGCACGGCCUGCGGCACCGCCCGCGCCUCCCACCUCUUCGACAACCCCGCCACCGUCUUCUUCGCCAUCUUCAUGUCCCUCUGGGUGGCCCUGUUCCUGGAACAGUGGAAGAGGCGUCAGAUCACUUUGAACCACAGCUGGAAUCUCACCGGCAUGGAGGAGGAUGAGGAACAGCCCCGGCCGAAGUACGAGAACAUCCUCCUGGAGAAAAGGCAGAGGAAGCUGAAGAAGAAGAAGAAGAAGAAAAAGUCUGAGACAGAGCCCAGCGAGGAGGCCAGUGCGGAGGUGGUGAAGGAGAGAUGGAGACAGAAGCUGUUGUCUGUCACGAUCACGGGAAUCCCGCUGCCUAACGAUAAGUUGACGUGGAGAGACAGGCUUCCUGGCUACGUGAUCAACGUGUCCUCCAUCCUGUUCAUGUUCGGGCUGACCUUCUCGGCGGUCUUCGGGGUCAUCGUGUACCGCAUCACGGUGUCGGCGCUGAUGGCGAUGAGCCCCGACCCCGAGACCAAGUCCAACGUGCGCGUGACGGUCACGGCCACCGCCGUCAUCAUCAACCUGGUGGUCAUCCUCAUUCUGGACGAGAUCUACGGCGCCGUGGCCGUCUGGCUCACCGAGCUGGAGAUCCCUAAGACUGAGAGCAGCUUUGAGGAGCGUCUCAUCCUCAAGGCCUUCCUGCUGAAGUUCAUGAAUGCCUACGCACCCAUCUUCUAUGUAGCGUUCUUCAAGGGCCGGUUUGCAGGCCGGCCCGGAGAUUAUGUCUAUGUCUUCAACGACUAUCGGAUGGAGGAGUGUGCGCCCGGGGGCUGUCUGAUAGAGUUGUGUAUCCAGCUCAGCAUCAUCAUGCUGGGGAAGCAGCUCAUCCAGAACAACAUCUUCGAGAUCGGCAUCCCGAGGAUGAAGAAGCUGAUCCGGACGAUGAAGGACAAGGGGGCGGGGGAGGUGGCCAAGGAGGACGACAAGGCCCGCCCCCCCCAGCGCUGGAACAUCGACCACGCCCUGGCGCCCUUCGAGGGCCUCACCCCCGAGUACAUGGAGAUGAUCAUCCAGUUCGGCUUCGUGUCUCUGUUCGUGGCGUCCUUUCCUCUGGCGCCGCUCUUCGCUCUGCUGAACAACGUCAUCGAGAUCCGUCUGGACGCCAAGAAGUUCGUCACGGAGCUGCGCCGGCCGGUGGCGGUGCGCGCCAAAGACAUCGGUAUAUGGUACAACAUACUGAGUGGAAUGGGGAAGUUCUCGGUCAUCAUCAAUGCGUUCGUGAUCUCCUUCACGUCGGACUUCAUCCCGCGGCUGGUGUACCUGUAUAUGUACAGCCCCACCGGCACCAUGCACGGCUUCAUCGACCACACCCUCUCCUACUUCAACGUGUCCAACUUCAGGCAGGGCACCACGCCCACGUCGGGGCCCGCAGACGUCUCCAUCUGCAGGUAUAAGGACUACAGAGAGCCCCCCUGGUCCAUAGAGGCCUACCAGUUCUCCAAACAGUACUGGUGCGUCCUGGCAGCGAGGUUGGCCUUCGUCAUACUGUUCCAGAACCUGGUGAUGUUCCUCAGCCUGCUGGUGGCCUGGCUCAUCCCCGACGUUCCCAAGCCCAUCGUGGAGCAGCUGAAGCGGGAGAAGACGCUCCUGGUGGACGUCUUCCUCCGCGAGGAGAAGGAGAAGUACCAGCUCAUCCACAGCCUCUUCGCCACGGGGCCCCCGGGGCUGCUCCCGCUGGCCCCGCCCGGCGCCGCCCUCUCCCCCCUGCACCACCGGCCCCCCGCCGGCCCCCAGGAGCCCGGCGGCCGCUACAGCACCCUGCCCUCGACGACCCAGGCCCGGGACGCCAGCCGGGAGCCCCAGCCCCGGGCCCGAUGCAGGGCCUCCAGCUUCAGCCAGUUCGGCCGACAGACUGCCACGCCCGCCGCCGCCGCCGGGGUCACGUCCAAACACACCGCCGUGUGACGCGCACGCACACACACACACACACACACACACACACACACACACACCUGGAUGCAUCCUGGGGUUUCUGUGUGUGUGUGUGUUCAAGGUUGUGAGCGUGUGUGUCAGGGUGCGAAUGGGUCUCUGUGUGCAUGUGUGGUGUGCGCGCAUCUUUUAUCGUGAUUAAUGUCCAACAUGAAUGUGUGUGUGUGUGUGUGUGUGUGUGUAUUUUGAGUGUGUAUGCAUUUAUAUGUAUGGCGGAUGUGUGUGCGCGUGUGUGUGAAUGGGUGUUUGAAUUGUGUUGGUGUAUUUAUAUGUACGGGGUUAGUGUGUGUGUGUGUGUGUGUGUGUGUGUGUGUGUGUGUGUGUGUAUGAAAGUAGGAUUUAGGCAUGAGUGAAUGCACCUUGUUAGGACAAACAUUAUAAGCUAUAAGAGUCAACCUCCCACUGAGAGAGAGAGAGAGCAAGAGAGAGAGA